AUGUCUCACUCAAUUAAUACUGAAAAGUAUGCUACGUGGAGUAGAGAGGAAUUAAUUGCCAAACUACUGAAUUAUGAAACCGGUCAACAAAUACAACACGAUUCUAUCUCAACGACAGCCACCACAACAUCCUUAUCAUGUGACUCUGACAAAACUUCAACUUUUAAAAAAAGUAGUAAAAAAAGUCCUCGACCAUUUGAUAUGUCGAAAUAUUCAAAGAGACAUAUUGCACUUAAAUUAGCAUAUUUUGGCUGGAAUUAUCAUGGAUUUGCAAUGAAUGUUAACGAACAAAAAUUUCCAACUAUCGAAGGACACUUGCACUUUGCUCUUAUGAACUCAAAAAUGAUAUUAGAUCCUUCCAAAUGUAAUUUUUCUAAAUGCGGUAGGACGGAUAAAGGUGUUAGCAGUUUAGGACAAGUUGUAGCUCUAGAUAUUAGAUCAAAUCUUCCACAAGAUUCUCCUCAUGUAUUACCAAUUACACCAAUGAAUGAUGGCACUCCCAUCAAGCAGGAUGUGACAAGCACUAACGAAGAUGGUAUUAAGGGAAAGCCAAAGCAGAUUGAAGAAAUUCCUUACAUUGAAACACUUAAUCGUAUGCUUCCAGAUGACAUAAGAAUAAUUGCUUGGGCGCCAGUAAAUUCUGAUUUCAAUGCAAGACAUGAUUGUCGUUCCCGACAUUACAAAUAUUUUUUCGUAAAAAGAAAUUUGGACAUAGAUCUAAUGCGUAAUGCCGCAAAGAGGUUUCUAGGAACUCAUGAUUUUCGUAAUUUCUGUAAGAUUGAUGGAGCAAAGCAGAUUGAUAAUUUUUUACGUACGAUACUUCACGUGGAAAUUGAUCUAGUACAAGAUCAACAAAAUUGCUCAACAGAUGAAUUUUAUGUAUUUGAUUUGAAAGGAACAGCCUUUUUAUGGCAUCAGGUUCGAUGUAUGAUGGCAAUCUUGUUCUUGGUUGGUCAAAAAUUAGAAGAACCUUCUAUUAUAGAUGACCUUUUAGAUAUUAAAAAAACUCCAGCAAAACCAAUUUAUAAUAUGGCUAGCGAGUUGCCUUUGGUACUGUACGAUUGUCAAUAUGACAAUGUGAAAUGGCAUUAUGGUAGAGAUGACAAUAUGUUUAAUACACUUUCUAAGCUUUAUAAACACAUUUAUGAACAAUGGUACGGUUAUGCUACAAAAUCUUUACUCUUCUCAAAAUUAUUGAACGAUCUUGGCGGAAUGUCUUUGAAAAGAUUUAUUCAUCCUGGGCAAGAAUUAAAAAAUCUCCCCAUAAACACUGAACAAACGCUAAAAGAAUUGGUUUCUUCUGAUAUUAGUACGUCGUCUGAUAACUUAUCGAAUAUUAUUACUGGAGGUGGAGGUAAAGAAUUGCGAGUUCGAAAAUAUGUAAAAAUUGCAAGUCGUGAGACAUGUGACUCAGCAGAAAGUAAAAAUGAAAAAUAUAAAGUAAAGAGGAUUAAAUUAGAAUGA
This is a messenger RNA of Scutellospora calospora, 1464 nucleotides long. Lineage: Eukaryota; Fungi; Glomeromycota; Glomeromycetes; Diversisporales; Gigasporaceae. The record is from the annotation of a GenBank genome assembly.